Messenger RNA from Suillus clintonianus, 524 nucleotides. RefSeq lists its product as uncharacterized. The record is from RefSeq and is a predicted model, not a curated record. The coding region runs from base 87 to 524 and encodes 145 amino acids. NCBI's taxonomy places the organism in Eukaryota, Fungi, Basidiomycota, Agaricomycetes, Boletales, Suillaceae. The transcript is spliced from 8 exons.
AUUGAUGCUAAUACAUUGUUCACAAUGGAAAUUCCUGCUUCGGUUGCGCUGGACAAGGAUAAAAAACCUUUUUAUUGUUAUACGACAUGUCCCUUCUUUUCUCAUCUCCACGAACCUAUUAUACUGUGCCGUAUCCCAAUAAUGGACCGACAUAUUGUGCUUCUGUGACCUUCAGCUCGAACGAGACCCCCACGAAAUGCCGGAUAUACGCAUUGGUUGCUAUAAAAUCUAUCGUGCUCGAGUGCUUUGCCAGGUUGGAAAUGAACUUCGCCCCGGACGAGAACCUCGAUGAUAUCGCUCGCUAUUUACUCAUGUCUCGGAGUGAUAUCCCCGACUUGCUCUCAAUGUAUCUCUCCUUCUCCCGCGACAUAAAGCAUGCGCUUUUGAACAGCAAUAUAAUCGUGCUCGUGGCCAUGUUGUCAACCCUUGCCAUCUUCAUAGAAUCCCUUUGCAUUUGGCUUACAGGUAUUGCCACGUCUCAUAUUAUUGUUCGUGUUUCAACUGGGUAUGUCGCCAGGAAUUAA